GAGCCAAAAAGAGAGGAGAGGUCAGCUCAUUUAGUUGAUUACUAUUUCUGUCUCUGUAGCAUAUAUGGACUAUGUGGGUAAGUUAGGCUUAGGCUGUAUUUUCCUAAUCAUGGAACUGGCUUCGGACUAUCCCUCUUUUCUUAUGAAGUUUACAGCUGCAAGGAAAAACAAGAUGUAGAGAGGAUAUCUGCCGGCAGUUGUAUGUCGACAAAUAGCGCUGUAGAAAUCCUCUUGGUGAUAAAGCUCACUUCAUCAUUGAGCUAAUUGCAAAAUGGAUCUUAAUUAACUAAUGUUGUCAGCUUCUAAAUAGGGGUCUUCCAUCUAAGGCUUUGACUGGAUGCUGCUUCUUAUCGUGGCACUGAAGUGAUGUCGUCAUGUGGUCUUCGUAAUUGUUUUAAUUUGGAGCUUCUUUUAUUGGCCUCUUAAUACAGGUUCGAUGUAACGUCUUUGAAGGGGCAAGUGGUGAAGUUGCUCUUACAGCUGGUGGUGGUUUGAGGCAGCAACCUGGACUAACCGAUACAUUUGAAAAUGCCGCGCUGAUUGGAGUUCACUAUGAUGGGAUUUUCUAUGAAUUUGUGCCUUGGAAUGGUGUUGUCAACUGGGAAGUUGCUCCAUGGGGCUCCUGGUACAUGGAAGCAGGAAAUGAGACUCACAAGGUUGUAGUGGAGGCAACAACGAAAGAUCCUGGAACGACAUUGCGUGCUCCAACUGCAGAGGCAGGCCUUGCUCCAGCUUGUAAGGAUUCUUGUUUUGGUGAUCUAAAGCUGCAGAUAUGGGAACGGAGAUACGAUGGGAGUAAGGGAAAGAUGAUCUUGGACAUGACGAGCAAUACGGCGGCUGUGGAAAUCGGAGGAGGGCUGCGGUUCAACACUUGGAAAGGCAAGACCUCCACGCCGGACCUUCGGGGUCGUGCUUUAAGCGUUCCAGUUGAUGUGGAUGGGUUUUUCGGUUUGGCUUCAUUCCUCAAGCCCCCUGGUCUAUAGUUGAUAGCACCUCUUCACUUUGUGUUGAGCAAAUUGAACAAUGAAUGCCAUUAAGGU
Molecule: messenger RNA, 1040 nt
Organism: Rhodamnia argentea
Lineage: Eukaryota; Viridiplantae; Streptophyta; Magnoliopsida; Myrtales; Myrtaceae
Product: tocopherol cyclase, chloroplastic-like
Exons: 4
Coding region: 630-983 (117 amino acids)
Molecular function (GO): tocopherol cyclase activity
Source: RefSeq, a predicted model, not a curated record